AUGGAGGACGACCGUGUCAACGAGCGGGCCUUGCUUCGCAAGAUGGACGCACGGUUGUUGCCCGCUGUCGGGGUCUUGUAUCUGCUCUCCUUCCUGGACCGCAGCAACGUGGGCAACGCCCGCAUAGAGGGCCUCGCAGACGAUGUCCACAUGACGGGGAACCAGUACCUCACUGGGCUGACGCUCUAUUUCGUGGGAUACGUCCUCUUUGAAAUCCCCUGCAAUAUCAUCCUCAAGCGAACGAGUCCGAGAUUCUGGCUGCCGACAUUGACCGUCGCAUGGGGCAUCGUCUCGACGCUGAUGGGAAUUGUCCAGGAUCUGGCGGGCUUUUUCGUCGCGCGCUUCUUCCUGGGCGUCACCGAGUCAGGGCUUUUCCCGGGUGUUGUAUACUACUUCUCCAUGUGGUACAAGAGACGUGAGCGGCAGUUCCGCGUCUCGCUCUUCUUUAGCUCCGCGGCCCUGGCGGGUUCCUUUGGUGGGAUAUUGGCCUAUGGAAUUGGGCAUAUGAAGGGCAUCGUAUGGCCAAACGGCUGGCGCUGGAUCUUUAUCCUUGAAGGAAUUGCCACAGUCGUGGUCGCUGUUGCAGCCUACUGGUUCAUCUACAACUAUCCAGACACAGCCGAGUUCCUCUCGGACAAGGAGCGCAGCUUCAUCCGGAGCCGCCUUGCCUCGGACAGUGACGCGACCCAUGAUGAACGGUUCAGCUGGGACAAUGUUGUCAAGGCGCUGCGAGACCCGAAAUGCUGGCUUUACGGGAUGAGUUUCCACACCAUGAGCCUGCCUCUUUAUACCUUCUCAUUAUUCCUGCCAACCAUCAUCAAGGAUCUCGGGUACACAGCAGCCAAGGCCCAGCUCCUUACCAUCCCGCCGUACGCAUUCGCAUUCGUGACCACACUGGCAACGGCAGCCGUCUCAGAGCGACUAGGGAAACGUGCCGUUCCGCUGAUCUGCUCGGCGCUGUUCGCCAUGAUCGGGUACAUCCUCCUCCUCGCGAACACAGACCCGGCGGGACGGCCAGGCAUCUCGUACUCAGGCACCUUCUUUGCCGCGGGUGGCAUCUAUCCGGCGACGGCACUGGCGCUCUCGUGGCCGGCCAUCAACGUAUCAGGCCAGACAAAGCGGGCUGUGGCCAACGCCAUGCAGAUCAGCAUCGGCAACCUCGGCGCCGUGCUCGGCACGCAGCUGUAUCGCAGCGGUGACGCGCCUCGUUAUAUUGUCGGGCAUAGUUUUGCGCUUGGCUAUCUGGCUGGCAAUGCUGCCGUUUCUUUGGCCCUGUACUUGCUGUUGAGGAGGGAGAACCGGCGACGUGAGACGAUGGCCGAGGAGGUGAAGGAGGUGGGUGAGCUGGUCGAUUGGCGUGGAGAUGAUGAUCCUAGAUGGAGAUUCCAGUUUUAG
This is a messenger RNA of Canariomyces notabilis, 1395 nucleotides long. Its product is annotated as MFS general substrate transporter. NCBI's taxonomy places the organism in Eukaryota, Fungi, Ascomycota, Sordariomycetes, Sordariales, Chaetomiaceae. The transcript has 5 exons. The record is from RefSeq and is a predicted model, not a curated record. Bases 1 to 1395 code for a protein of 464 amino acids. Gene Ontology annotation, biological process: transmembrane transport. Gene Ontology annotation, cellular component: membrane. Gene Ontology annotation, molecular function: transmembrane transporter activity.